AUGACUUGUUCGCGCUGGGCUUUGGCUCAAGACCCCACUCUCUUAGCAGCUGUGUCUGGCACCAUGGCGACCGUGCCAGUUAACCCGAAGCCCUUCCUGAAUGACCUCACGGGCAAGCUAGUGCUUUGCAAGCUGAAAUGGGGUAUGGAGUACAAAGGCUCCCUGAAAUCCAUUGACCCUUACAUGAACCUCCAGCUGCUCAACACAGAGGAGUGGGUUGACGGCAGCUUCCGGGGCAACCUUGGGGAGGUCUUCAUUCGCUGCAACAACGUUCUGUACAUCCGUGGAAUGGCAGAUGAGGAAGAAACUUUGCGCAUGGAAGCCUUGCGACUACAGGUGGAGUAUUACCUCAGUGAUGAGAACUUGUUGACCGACAAUUUCUUCCAGGACUUGAUCCACAGCAGUGAUGGAGGAUGGAUCGCGGUCGAAAGCUUUCUAGGCUGCCCACGAAUCCAACAGCUGCGGGCCACAGCAUCGGAGCUCAUUGCGGCCCUGCGCUGGUCCAAGCAGCUUCGGCUGCGGGAGUGGCCACAGGGAAAGGAGGCAAUUUGCCGCACAUCACCACCACCUAAGCCAAAGGUGCAUGCAACUACUGUCCCUGUUCCGGCUGGGGAAGAUUCCCUGGAGUUUAGGCCAUUAACCUUGCUCCGGGACUUCACGGCUGGAUGGCAGGCCGUGGUGGAGGAUGUGGAUCGCCGAUCCUUCUGCUUCGUGAAGCGGACGAGUGCGCCUGAAGAUGUCCUUCGACAGGAAUUCGACCUGCUGCUGUCAUCUGGACACUGGCAGACACUGACAAGCAAAUCAGGCGCCGUCACGAGAAGCACCGCAUGGUAUGUGUCUCCAGGAUGCUGCUGCCGCUAUGUCUACGGCGACACCGCUGUACUGCCACGAGACAAGCCGCCUUGGCUUGCUGAUGUCGAGGCCAGAGUCCUCGGAGAGCUCUGUGGGCUCAGAGAGGAUGAGUGGCCGAACAGUGUGAACAUGAACCUCUACGAGGACGAGUCGCAAAAUGUGGGCUGGCACUCUGAUGACGAGGGUCUGUUCCGCGGUUGUCAGGCAGACUGUCGGAUCAUCUCAGCCUCCUGGGGCGCGUCGCGGAGAUUCGAGGUAGCUGUGAAGGACCGAAACCACGUUUCUGGAAAGCCCAGCGUCUUCUAUGACACGCUCCAGAGUGUUACCCUGAAUUCAGGAGAUCUGUGCACCAUGGAGGGGCUUUUUCAAAAGCACUUCUCACAUCAAGUGGCCAAGGGAAACUCUGUGGAGAGUCCGAAGUCAUCAGACUCCACAACUUCUGAGAGCAUGGCAUCUCCUGAAGAGACAUCCCGAUAUAGAUCGGCUCGAAUAAAUCUCACGUGGCGCUACAUAGUCAGUCAUAGAUCAUACUGCCGGCGAGCUCGGCCAGAUGGUGAAAGUCCACGACUCCAGCCGCCUUAA
Messenger RNA from Symbiodinium sp. CCMP2456, 1434 nucleotides. The record is from the annotation of a GenBank genome assembly. NCBI's taxonomy places the organism in Eukaryota, Dinophyceae, Suessiales, Symbiodiniaceae.